AUGACUACUUCUCGAACCCCUCGAAGGGUUCGUUCUCAAUGGCCUCCGGCGCCCUGCGUCGAAGAAGAGCCGCAGUCACUUUCCAGGGAGCUGAACGGUCUUUCCAAAAUCGGAGAUAAACCAGGGACCGAGGGUGUUCAUGCCAAGGGUGCUGUCGACCAAUACCCAAUAAUAGUGUCUGUCAACUCGUCGCCUCCGCCAUCGACCUCCCCCGGCAGUACUCCCAGCAUGCCUAGCCUUGGGCAUGUAUCCUCGGAUGACAGCUCAGGGCCAACGACCCCGCCUCUCCAGCAACCGGUCAUCCGAAACACAGUCAGGUUUGAGGAUGAAGAACCACCAAAGCACAUGCCGCAACGUGCUGCGAGCCAACAACGAGGCCCACCUCGGUCUCAGGCUCAGCAACCCAAGCGCGAGCCCAGUGUUCAGGGGAACUCUCGCCCGCCCUCUCAUCACCGUGAAAGUCGUGCCCGCGAAACCCAUGAAAGCCGCGAUAGCCAUGAUAGCAUCCAGAGCAGACCAACCGUGUCAGCGCGGCAUGCUUCUUCCCAAGCCUCGCGAGGAGCGCCUGUGCCCGAGACAUACCGGCAGUCCAAACCCUCUGUGGGUCGCUCAAACAGUGCUCGUUACGCACCUUCAGUACCGCCACGACCAAUGCCAGAGCGCGAGCGCUUUCGACGCGAGACAGACUCAGGGUAUAUGUCUGAUUCGGCCACGACGCCCAACAGACCAUUGCACCAAUCUCAGGUGCAUGUCCCAACGCCCACAACGCCCAUCAGACCUUUGUAUCAAUAUCAAGCACCUGUCCCGGCACCUGUCCCAGCAUUUGUCCCAACGCCUGUCCCAGCGCUCACACCUGCCAACAGACCAUUGUAUCAAUACCAAGCGCCUGCCCAAGCCCCCAGGCCAUUGUAUCAACCUCAAGCGCCUGUUCCAGCGCCCACGAUGUAUCAAUACCAAGCGCCCGUCCCGGCGCCCAGACCAUUGUAUCAAUCCCAAGCGCCUGUCCCGGCGGCUGUGCCAGCGCCGGCCCCGGCGCCUGCCCCAACACCUGUCGUCCAAGCGCCUGUCCCCACGGCUCCUGUGAUGACACUGCCAAACGGACCGACUCUCGCAGAACGCAUCGAGGAGAAACUCCGGCAGCGACAAGAGCGACAAGAGCAACGAGACCCGGGAUCCAUGUCGGACCCCGAGACACAGCAGCAACCAGCUGCGAAACCUCUCAACCUCAACGUCUCGGCGCUUCGUCCAGUACCCGCUGCAGAACCACACUCGCCUAUCCCGGCCCACGAGCAUGUUCCAAGCCACCGGGCCCAGUCUCAGGACCCAGCCUCGCGUUCUCGCGCACAAUCUGUCACAGUGCCGCCAACGCGGUCAAUGUCUAGUUCCCGCCCUCCUCAACAACGACCAAUGGCUGAGAUGAUUGAGAAGUUCAAGCCUGCCCCGCCCCUAGUCUUAUCUCAGGUCAAAUCCGGCGCAUCGCCCCAGUCUCAACAAGUCAAUCCUUCGGCACAACCCACGACUCGGCGCCCCAGCGUAUCACCUCCGCGCCAAAACUCAGAAAGAUCUUUAGUGCCAGCAGGCACCCGGCACCCAGGCACUUCGCCCCAGCGCCCCGUAAAUCUAGGCCUUUCACCCUGUCCGCGAACCAUUGCAGUGGCCGGCUACAAAGACUGGUACACACUCAAAGAACUGACGCACCUGGACAUCUGCCCGUCCUGCAUGGGCCAACUCGCGAAAACCCGGUACAAAGAGCACUUCAUCCCAAGCGCCCCAAAGCCUGAAAACCAAAAAACGCGCUGCGCCUUCGCCAACGCCUGGACCCGUCUCGCCUGGGCCCAAAUGAUCAAAGAGGAGCACACCACCCUCGAGAUCCUCUACCAAAUGACACGUCCGCCACCAGGCUCCAAGCCCUGCCCCGGCCGCGUCGUCGCCGAACAAACCUGGUACAGAAUCUACGACCCAGAAACCAAAUCCGACCUUCCGCGCUUCCACAUCUGCGGCAGCUGCGCUCGCAACGUGCGCAUUCUCAUGCCCGCACAUAAAGAAACUUUCACGCGCGCCCCAGAACCAAAAGAAAGAGUCUGCGACUUCGUGACCUCCUCCCCGCGCUUCGUCAAAUUCAUCGACCUACUUGACGCCGCCGCAUCGCGCGCCAAAGAAGAACGUACGCGCCGUCCCGACCUGCGCGAGUUCCUCAGUUACGCGCGGCGCAAGGUCGUCCUCCGCGAUUGUCGGCGCGACCGGCCCGCGCUGAGCACGUGGCAUUAUAUACCUAGUUUGCCGGAGAUGUGUAUCUGCGAGGACUGCUACGAUGAGGUUGUUUGGCCGCUGGUGAAACAGAAUUAUUCGCUUGCGCGGAAGGUGACGCGGGAUCUGCGCAUUUUGCCGGGUGAUGGGCCUGGCAGGACUAGGGAGGCUAGCUGUCAGCUUUAUUCGCCGAGGAUGAGAGCGAAGUUCCGGGAGGCUGUGGAACGGGGGGAUCUGGAGGGAUUGACGACUGCUACGAUUAGAAGGGUUGAAGCCGAGAGGAGGUUUUUGGAUCGGAAGGAGGAGUUGCUUGAGUCACAGGAGAAGGGGUAUGAGUGUGAUGAGGAGAUGAGGAAGGCUGUUGAUGAGUGGAGGAGGUGGGAGUAG
Messenger RNA from Penicillium soppii, 2634 nucleotides. RefSeq lists its product as uncharacterized. The transcript has a single exon. NCBI's taxonomy places the organism in Eukaryota, Fungi, Ascomycota, Eurotiomycetes, Eurotiales, Aspergillaceae. The coding region runs from base 1 to 2634 and encodes 877 amino acids. The record is from RefSeq and is a predicted model, not a curated record.